Messenger RNA from Schistosoma mattheei, 1998 nucleotides. The record is from the annotation of a GenBank genome assembly. NCBI's taxonomy places the organism in Eukaryota, Metazoa, Platyhelminthes, Trematoda, Strigeidida, Schistosomatidae.
GUUCUAUUCAGAGUAAAUACAAAUGUUGUACUCCUUUGUCCUCAUUCUAUUCGACUGAGUUGAAUAUUGAAGGAACGCGCGUCAUGCGGUUGGUGCAUUUCUAGCUAUUUGGAUCCGUUAUCAGUCAAAUAUCGUUGAGGUUCAAUAUUAUUCAAUCCUCAUGAAUUCGUUCAAUGACCAGGCGUGUGCCUUGUGUGGAAAGGUUGUUUCUACCAAACACGGUAUGGCUAGACAUUUAAAAAUCGUUCAUGAAGGUCUCGAAGAAUGUAAAUGUGACUCAUGUGGACGAAAGUUUACCACAAAAUUUGCCCUCCAUCGACAUAUUCGAAAAGUUCAUGAAGGUAUAUCAGAACUUGUUCUUCCUUGUGCUUGUUGUGGGAAGAAAUUCUCUGCCAAACAUGGUCUAGAGCGCCAUAUGAGACUGAUACACGAAAGUGCGGAAUUGUGCAUCUGCCCUUUGUGUAACAGGAGUUUUUCAACCAAGUUUGCUUUUAAUCGUCAUACAAAAACUGUGCACUCAGAUUCAAUCAGCCUGUGUUCCCCGUGUAAUAUGCUAUUUCCAUCAAAGUUCGCUCUUCUUGAACACAACCUUACGGUCCAUAAUACUUCAAAGGUGUUUGCUUGUCAUGAAUGUUUGAAAUGUUUUCCUGAUACAGAGUCACGAAGAAGCCACGAACAAAAUGAUCAUGGUGGUAAGUAAUAUAUUUGAUAAAUCUGCAUAACUAAUUAACUUAAUUAUUUAUAAUAUUUGUGGCCAUGAAUAAAUAAAAUCGACCUCCAUGUAUUCGGUAAACUAGGUAUUAGCAGAACUUAAGUUGUCUUUUCAUUAUACAGGAGCGAACAUGGCCGCCUGGAAGUGCACUGUAAAUUCUGAGAAUAUGAACUAAAACACUUAAUGGCUCCGAUUCAACAUUCAAAGCUGUCAACACAAAACGUUACUUGCACCUGUUACCCUCCAUGGGGCAUAAGACGUACUUCCUCCUUAUUAUGUUUGAAUUCCUACCUACAAGAUUGUGUCUGAAUUAGGGUGUAUGUUUAUGUAGCCGAAGACCUUGAAAAAAAUGAACCAGUUAGUCAGCUUAGAGUAUAUUAAGAUCUAUCCUGGCCGUAGCGUAGAUUCACCUUACAAGUUAACAUAACAUGGAUUGAUCAAUGGAUGGCAUAACAGACCUUAGAACUCAUAAUGGAGAACACAUUUGAGUACAACACUGGACUACCUCAAAUUUUCAUCCGAUAAGAUCCCUGAUUCAUUUACACAAAAAUCCAAUACAAUAUGACGUGUAUGAAAUGUUGCUACUUAGUUCAUAGUCGAAUUUUUUAUGAAUAUUAACUACAAUAAUUUCAUCUUUUUACCCCGUUUUAUUUUUGAAUUGUCACUCGUCAUCUUGUCCCGCAACCUUGAUGUUAAUACUUCUACCCUACCCGCCUUCUACAGAUAGCUAUUUUAAACCAAUCACAAAAUCCCCUACCAAAUCUAUUUACGAAACCUAUUCAUAACGCCCACCAAGCAAUCAUCUACAUUAACAUAUACAAGUAGCAAGUGGCAUCGACUGCUUUGUAAACUUAUUCAAAUUGGAAGCUGAAGUAACGGAAAAUUAUCCGUUAGACAAUCAAAAGAAGCCCAUCAAGCAUAAUAUUUAUAUGAAGUAAGCUUGGAUAUAUAGGAAGAAAAGUACAAAAAGUUGGUGAUGAGGACCGAUACUCGAUCUAAUAAAUUUCUUUUCAGUCAAUUCAGAUCUUAACAACAAGGCAUUAGAGCUUAACAAAUGAGCAAGUGAACUCCCCAAAAUAUACACAAAUAAUCCGUUAGACAAUCAAAAGAAAAAAUGGACCAGUUAGUCAGCUUAAAGUAUAUUAAAAUCUAUCCCGACCGUAGCUGCUACCUCGACGCAGUUGUCGGGCUUGCAUAUCGUGAUGAUUCAACCGAGCUAUAUUGCCUGGAACAUGUGUUCUUGUAGGUUCUACCAUGCCAGUCAGGUCGAUUGGAGAACGGUAAGA